Molecule: messenger RNA, 1487 nt
Organism: Carassius auratus (goldfish)
Lineage: Eukaryota; Metazoa; Chordata; Actinopteri; Cypriniformes; Cyprinidae
Product: trace amine-associated receptor 13c-like
Exons: 1
Coding region: 501-1487 (328 amino acids)
Biological process (GO): G protein-coupled receptor signaling pathway
Cellular component (GO): membrane
Molecular function (GO): trace-amine receptor activity
Source: RefSeq, a predicted model, not a curated record
UUUUCAGACAACCUCACUUUUUCUCAGUAAGAUCUUUGAGUGAAGAAAAGCAGGUCAUUUUCGAAACCCAAUGAACUGUCAUUUGUUGUUUGUACAUUUAGACCACAGGCGUCUUUUGCAUGUUUUUUAUUUAUUUUCAUAUAGAAAUAAUUUUCUUUUGUAGAAUUGCAUAGAAUCACAACAUAAAUUUCAUAUAUUAUUGUAUUAUAUCACUCUUCACAAAAAAAAUUCUGGAUGAAACAAAUCAGUUGAUCUCCUAGCUGUAUGUUCUUCUCCCUUAAUGCUGCCGGUCUUGGAAAAACUCAACAUGUCAAGUGUAUAAAAGCAGCAUGGAUUGUAGCGUGUCUUAAUUGUGGAACCUCCAAGAGUGAAUGCAUACUUUGUUUGAGAUGAUGAGCAAUUCAGAGAUGUUGAAGAUACAUAUUGCACAUUUGAAUCUAUAAAUCCUAUACUCACAAGCAACAAUACUCUGUUUGGAUGUUUCAUACAAAUACUGAAGAAUGCAUCUAACAGCAGUGAACCAAAGCAAUGUCUGUCAGGAAGAUUCGUGUCCAGAGAGAUCUGUUUCUUUAUAUGUCUAUGUGAUCCUGUAUGUGGCUGCAGCAGCUGUGUCUCUGCUGACCGUGUUUGGAAACCUGCUGGUCAUCAUCUCUGUUGGUCACUUCAAACAGCUCCACACGCCUGCUAACAUCCUCAUCCUCUCUUUGGCUGUGUCCGAUCUUCUUACUGGAGUUGCUGUGAUGCCAUUUCAUUUGACUUUGUUGAUUGAGUCAUGUUGGACCUCUGGACCAGUGAUGUGUUCAGUUUUCAGUUUUGUGACUUUUCAAGCAACAAGCGUGUCUGUUCACACUGUGGCUCUGAUAGCAGUUGAUCGUUUUUUGGCUUUAAGUUCUCCUUUUUUUUACUCAGAGAAAAUCUCACCCACUGUGAUCUGCCUAGCGACUUUAUUUAACUGGUUGUUUUCACUCUUUUAUAACUUCACUCUUCUGUUUGUUAAUGGAAACUUCACUAAUGUCAUGUGUCCAGGAAAAUGUUUUUAUGUUAUAGAUGGAGUUUCAUCUCUCAUUGAUCUUCUAAUUGUGUUUCUUAUGCCAUGUACACUCAUUAUAAUAUUAUACACUCAUGUUUUUGUCAUUGUUAAAAGACAUGUAACUGCUAUAAGAGCCCUUCAGGUUCACAACAGCACAGGAUCAUCCAAAAACAGAGUUAGUGACAAAUCAGAGCGAAAAGCUGCGAUACUGCUCGGGAUUCUAGUCAUUGUGUUUCUUAUGUGUUUAUUGCCAUAUUAUAUUUGUUCUUUAGUAAUUCCAUACAGUAAUGCUUACUUGUUUUAUGUAAGAAAUGUUGCUCUAAUAUUUUUCUUCCUGAACUCCACCAUUAAUCCCAUCAUUUAUGCUUUAUUCUAUCCCUGGUUUCAGAAAAGCUUAAAAUUAGUUUUCACAUUGAAAGUGUUUAAUAAAGACUCAUCCCUGAUGAAUGUGCUCUAA